Molecule: messenger RNA, 2670 nt
Organism: Phlebotomus argentipes
Lineage: Eukaryota; Metazoa; Arthropoda; Insecta; Diptera; Psychodidae
Gene: RhoGAP71E
Exons: 8
Coding region: 289-2028 (579 amino acids)
Biological process (GO): signal transduction
Molecular function (GO): GTPase activator activity
Source: RefSeq, a predicted model, not a curated record
ACGGACAGCGAGAAAGUGCGCUUCGCGCGAGAGUUGAGUGAAAAUUGCUGUGAAAAAGUGUUGAAAAUCCAAUAUGCCAAGUGUCGUGAUGGGAAAGUGCGUGGCGCGGCGUGCAUGGUGAGUGGCUGUGCGGCGCGCGGGACACGAGAUUGCCAGUGCGGUGCGACGGGGAGCAUGGAAAUCGUAGGAGUCGAGUGACAUUCUCAAGAAACUUGUCUCGCCCCAACGCUUCCCACCCAUCCGGAGGGCUCCAGAGCAGCACCUUCAGCCUCCACCCAUUGCGCCAGCAUGUCUAGCUGGGCGGCACGGAUGCACCGGCACGCCGCCAACUUGGGCAGCGUGGUGACCAGCUGUGGCCACCCGGAGCCCGGACCGUAUCCGCAUCGCCUCGAGAAAGUCAAGUUCGGCAUCCCGCUGGACGAGGUGUGCAAGAACGACAUCCCGGGGCCGCUCCUCGUGCUCAUUCUCAAGCUCAACAAGGAGGCGCCGCUGCGGAAGGACGUAUUCCGGGCGCCCGGCCACCAGGGCGCCAUCAAGAAGCUCAUCCACUUCCUGCAGGCCGGCCGCCUGGUCAACGUGGACAACUACUCCGUGUACACCAUCGCCAGCGUGCUGAAGAAGUUCCUGCGCAAGAUUCCGGGCGGCGUGUUUGGGCGCCAGGGCGAGGCUGAGCUGUUCGCCAUCGUGGAUCUGGCCAGCGAAGAUGAGCAGCAGGAGAGAAUUCACAGACUGUUAAUGUCACUGCCAGUCUAUACACAGCGACUCCUUGUGCUGCUGUUUGGAACAUUCCGUGUGAUUGCGAGCAAUGCCGAGAGGGCGGACACGGGGAUGACCAGCGAGGCUCUCGGCGUGUCGGUGGCACCCAGUUUCUUCCACUCGUGCGUGAGUGAUGGCAAGACGGCACGAAUGGAGGAUGUUCUGCGCUUUAAGGCGGAAGUUAAUGUCGCCACGAGAAUCAUGAAACAGAUGAUCGAACAAUUCACAACAUUCAACCUAUUUGGACGUGAAAAUUAUGAAUAUUAUGCAAGAGUGACGGGUAGAGUUUUACGUGUUCAGGAUGAGUGGAUCAUUAGUUUUCGCUAUCCACCCUUGCCGAGGGGUAAAUUCGCUCAGCAGAAUUAUGCACUUCAAUUGUCACUGGAGACGGAGAAGACGUGGCUUCAGUGCGAAUGUGAGCGCUGGGGAUUGAUUCAAGAGGAGUCUCACUCGACGCCGGCACUCCUGACGGCCGGCGGUGGCAAUGUUGGCAACAGCGCAAUGUCGCUGGGCAUAAUUCCGGAGCACUCGCUGCUCGAGUCGUGUGCCAGGCUGUCGGUGAGCCUGGAGGGGCCCAGCAUUUUUGCCGGCGGCGCCACGAAUCAGUCUAGCUGCUCGUCCUCGCUGUCCGGACACUCGUCGCAGUCCGAGUCGCAUCACAUGACAAUGGAGGAAUUGAGGGCGGUGAAUCGCUAUGCCGAAAGUACAAAGAGUCUCUCAUAUUUGCCACAGGUCCAUGAACGACAGACGGCGCGCAUGAGGACACGCUCCGAGUGGUUUUUGGGGGCUCGCGGUGGUUCGUUGGAACUCCAUCCGGACGUGCGACAGUCCACGAGUCCAGGAUGCAAUCAGUCGUCGACACUGCCGCCAACAAUCGCUGGCAACAUCGGCCUGAGCGCCUCCGCUGAGUCCGUGCACCAGCUGAAGCGCGCCAGCAGCCGGCGUUCGCGCCACCAUCCGCACCGCUCGUCGUCGCGGCGCAACAAGGAGAACGGCUCGCGGCCGGGCAGCUUCCGCAGCGCGGCCGGCAGUGGGCUGCAGGCCAGCAACAGCCAUCACAACAGCAACGAGGGCGGCGCGGCGGGCGGACGCAGGCGGCCCAAGGGUGUGACCUUCGACGCCAGCAUGUCGUCGCCGGGGAAGUGGUGCGACUUCCCCGGCGAGGACGCGGACGUGUCGAUGAUCACUGACGCGCAGGAGGACUGCCUGAUGGACACCACGCCGCCGCCCCAGGACGCCAUCAUCCACCACUACAAGCCGCCGCGCGUAUGAUCGUCCGUGGAGGCGCAAUGCACCAAAGACAACUCCUUCGCCGGCGCCCCCGACGAUCCCCAGGCGAGCGACCGCGCAAAUCUCAAGCUUCAGGCCCCACCGAAUGUGGAUGGACACUUAGAUGUUUGACUUUAGCUGUAUUAUUCGUGUUUAAGAUCAGUUGGGCGACCGCAAAACCACUCGAGAGCAGAUGGGAAGACACAUUCCUCAAAGGGCAUUUAAGUAAGGUUUUUUUUUUUGUUUUUUUGCAAUCAAUAGAACAUUCGUCGGCUGCAUCGCCUGUUAUUGCAUCGAAGUGUGUCUCUUCAGAUUGAAUUAUCGAGCUUUGAAUGUAGUUAAUUUUGUUAAAAUACACAUACAAUAAGUAAGAAUUGGCUCUGCUGAAUCUAAUCGAAGUCAGAGUCACUUAAUGAUCACUUUUCAGAUACAACAACUGACGAUGCAGCCAACGAAGCGCUAAAAAAUCAGUAUCAACAUCGGAAAACGAAAGAAAACACCGUCCACAGAACACUGAAACGUAAUAAUUUACGUGAAAAAUACAAACCGACGCAUUAUUUUACAACGAACAAACAUUUUUCCUUUUCUUUUUAAAACUCAAUAACACGAAAUACGAGUUCUUCUUUCGGUUUUUUUUUGUGGGGG